Messenger RNA from Phyllostomus discolor (pale spear-nosed bat), 1663 nucleotides. RefSeq names its product haloacid dehalogenase like hydrolase domain containing 5 (gene HDHD5). Lineage: Eukaryota; Metazoa; Chordata; Mammalia; Chiroptera; Phyllostomidae. Gene Ontology annotation, biological process: glycerophospholipid biosynthetic process. Bases 29 to 1294 code for a protein of 421 amino acids. Gene Ontology annotation, cellular component: mitochondrion. The transcript is spliced from 8 exons. The record is from RefSeq and is a predicted model, not a curated record.
AGGCGCAGUGUGCGCGGGCGGCGGCCGGAUGGCUGUGUGGGGCGUCUUCGCGGCGCUCCGUGCGGCGCCCCGGCUCUGGCGGCGGGCGUCGCGGGCAGCCGCGGGGUUCCGGGGCACCUUCUUUGGUAGGGGCUACUCUGUGGACCCCGCGCAGGUGAGGGCCACGCAGAGCCCGCCCACCUUUGGAUUCCUGCUGGACAUUGAUGGAGUGCUGGUGCGGGGCCAUCAGGUGAUCCCGGCCGCCCUGGAGGCCUUCCGCAGGCUGCUGGACGCCCGGGGGCAGCUGCGAGUGCCUGUGGUCUUCGUCACGAAUGCCGGGAACAUCUCGCAGCACGACAAAGCCAAGGAGCUGUCGACCCUGCUGGGCUUCAAGGUGGAGCCGGACCAGAUCGUCCUCUCCCACAGCCCUCUGAAGCUCUUCUUCCAGCACCACGGGAAGCGCAUGCUGGUGACGGGCCAGGGGCCCCUGGUGGAAAACGCCCGGGCCCUGGGCUUCGAGAACGUGGUCACCGUGGACGAGCUGCGCCUGGCCUUCCCCGUCCUGGACAUGGUGGACCUCCAGCGGCGGCCGAAGACCACGCCCCAUCUGAGGACCGACUUCCCCGCCAUCGAAGGUAAGGGGGUCUCUCUGGGUGUGGGCGGGUCCGGCGUGCUCCUCCUCGGGGAGCCCGUGCGCUGGGAGACGAGCCUACAGCUGAUCAUGGACGUACUUCUCAGCAACGGGAACCCCGGGACGGUCCUGGCGACGGUCCCCUACCCCCACCUCCCUGUGCUGGCCAGUAACAUGGACCUGCUGUGGAUGGCGGAAGCCAAGAUGCCCAGGUUCGGCCACGGCACCUUCCUGCUGUGCCUGGAGGCCAUCUACCGCAAGCUGACGGGCAGGGAGCUGCGCUACUGCGGCCUGACGGGCAAGCCCAGCCUCCUCACCUACCGCUACGCCGAGGAGCUGAUCCAGCGGCAGGCCGUGAAGCGGGGCUGGGCCGUGCCCAUCCAGAAGCUGUACACCGUGGGGGACAACCCCAUGUCGGACGUCUACGGCGCCAACCUCUUCCACCAGCACCUGCAGGCGGCCCAGCAGGGAGGCAUGGAGUCGCCGCUGGACGCCCACAGCUGCACCUCCAUCCUGGUGGGCACCGGCGUGUACAGCCCCGCGGCACCGGGGCCCGUGGAGCAGCCCCCCUUCCACGGGCACCGGGACUUCGGCCUCAGCCCGGGGCUCCUGGAGGCGGCCCAUGUGGUGAACGACGUGGACGAGGCCGUGCGGCUGGUCCUCCGCCAGGAGGGCUGGGCGUAGCGGAACGCCUGCGGCGGGGGCUGUUGGGCCCGGCGUCCCGCCCGGCCUGCACCCCUGCCGCCCCCCCAGGGACGCGCUGGCGACUCUUCCCCUGCGGGCAGCAGCCUCAGGGCGGUGCUGGGGCGCAGAACCAGGGUUUCCUGCAUCCGGGGCCUGUCCGACCUCCACCAGCCCCUGCAGCUCUGUGCCUCAGUUUCCCCCUUGCUGCAGAAGGGCCUUGGGGGAAAGGGGGGCCAUGUGCAAUCACGAGGUGCUCUCCGCGGGCCCUGUGCGGUCUCAGCGUGUGACUGACCCUCAGACACUACUUUUCACUGUCCUCAGGCUUCCUGCCCAGAGACUGCUGAGCUUAUUUUUUAAAUUAAAAUAAUC